Molecule: messenger RNA, 1370 nt
Organism: Microcebus murinus (gray mouse lemur)
Lineage: Eukaryota; Metazoa; Chordata; Mammalia; Primates; Cheirogaleidae
Source: RefSeq, a predicted model, not a curated record
UGUGCCCCAUCAAACCCUCCCCCUGCGCUGUGGGUGUGGUGGGAGGGGAGGACUUCGGUACAAAAACAGGGCAGCGGUGAGAGCUGACCCACCCACCAGCCAGGGCCAGGAAGGUAGUAGCUCCUGACUCUCAGCCUGCCGCUUUCCAGCUCCUCGUCUCCAGGUUCCUCCACUGCUCGCUGAUGUGACAGCAUUCCCUCUGUCCCCUUACACUCUGUUAUCUGCAUCCUUAACCGCUGUCUUGCCACAGUGUAAGGACUGGGGUAUGUUAUCCAGGGUAGAGGCCAUGAGCAUUGAGAAAGCCGUAGCAGGUGGGAACUUGCCAGAGCUGGUCUCUGCCGUCAGGGAGACUGCGAAGGUAGCGUUCAGGACACCAGUCAACGUUGCUGUGACAGGGGACUCCGGCAAUGGCAUGUCCAGCUUCAUCAAUGCCCUUCGGAACGUAGGACAUGAGGAGGAGGCCUCAGCUCCUGUCGGGGUGCUAAAAACUACCCAAACACGUGCCUGCUAUCUAUCUCCCCACUUCCCCAACGUGGAGCUGUGGGACCUGCCCGGCACAGAGUGUGCCGCCCAAAGCCUGGAGAACUAUGCGACGGAAAUGCAGUUCAGCCGAUAUGACUUCUUCAUCAUCAUCGCGUCUGAACAGUUCAACACGAAUCACGUGAUGCUUGCUAAAGCCGUGGAGGACAUGGGAAAACAGUUCUACAUUGUUUGGACCAAGCUGGCCAUGGAUCUCAACACAAGUGCCCUCCCAGAAGGGCAGCUACAGCAGAUUAUUAGGAAAAAUAUUCUGGAAAAUCUCCAAAAGAAACGGGUGUGUGAUACCCCUAUAUUCCUUGUCUCCAGCUUUGAUCAUUUAUCAUACAACUUCCCAAAGCUUAGAGACAUAUUGUGAGUGGAUCUCAUAAUAAAUAGGUGCCAUGACCUUCUUCAAAAUCUGUCCCAUACCUGUGACAUGGCCAUUAAUGAGAAAGUGAACUUCUUGCAGGACAAAAUAACCACAGAGUCUCUCCAGGACACCUGUGGCAUCUUAGACGCAGGUGACUUGGUUGCAUAUGUUUAGGCCUACCAAUUGCUGUUUGGGGUGGAUGAUGACUCUCUCUGGCAGGUGACACAGAGAAUGGGGAGGACAUUCGCAGACUACACAAACAUCAUGAAGUCCUGUUAUGUGGAAGGUCUCAGCAAAAGGGAUUUGAAACUGACUUGUAUGAGGUGUACAGUCUUGAGGGCAUUGCUUGGUCUUCUUAGCUACACCCCAUGGUUAGGUGACCGCAUCAUCCACUACUUCAGAAGAAUAAAACAAAGGUGUUUACUUGAGAUAGUUGCCGAGGACACCAUGAUGAUCCUAAGAAAAAUCCUAGAAGAAUCCA